UAAAAAGAAAAUGCGCAGUGCUUAGCUCGACAGAGGGGGUGCGCUCUGCGGGUCAGAAAGAACACACCGAAACAGGAAUAAAUCCACCCAUCAGGCCUAAAAACUUAAUCUUUUCACCAAAUCUGCACUCAGUUCCAGCUUACAUCAUGGCUGAUGCCAUCGUCUCUGCGUUCUUUGAUUACGACGAAGUGGUGAGCAAAAACACAAAAAUGCUCAACUUCAACAACACCUUCAGUGGCCCCCCCUCUAGCACAGGUGUUACCCCCCUCAGUCCCCCUCCCACCGGCCCCCUGCUGGACAGACGGGCCGUGGGCUCGCCCCCCUCUUCCUCGGCCGGGGGACUCCACCAGCGGCGGCACUCUGCCAACUCCUUGAGCCUGCCGCCGCCCCCAGGGGCUCGUGACCCGCGCCUUCGCGAGCGCUGCUACUCCGAGACAGGCGACCGUCUUCGGGCCCCGGGAGGCGGAGGCGGCAUCUUGGCAGCCAUCACGUCAUCAGGCAUCGGGCAGGUGAACUCCAGCCGCUACAAGACGGAGUUGUGCCGCCCGUUCGAGGAGCACGGCGCGUGCAAGUACGGCGAGAAGUGCCAGUUCGCACACGGGCACCAGGAGCUGCGCAGCCUCAGCCGCCACCCCAAGUACAAGACGGAGCUGUGCCGCACCUUCCACAGCAUCGGCUUCUGCCCGUACGGCCCGCGCUGCCACUUCAUCCACAACGCAGAGGAGCGCUGUGGCCCCAUGCCCCCCAAUGACGGCCAUGGACGCGCGUCCCAACCGCCGCACCCAGCCCGUCCCCGCCUGCAUCACAGCCUCAGCUUCGCCGGGUUCCCCAGCGCACUGUCCCUCAGCCCCCCACCUUGCCUGGCGGCGGACUGGCCUAGCAGCGACCCCUUCUCUCUACCCAGCCAGGAGCUGGCCCAGCUGUUCGGGUCUGGCCUGGCCGACCCCCCAGUCCUGCGCCCGCCCACCGUGCCCUGUCCCCCCGACUCGCUGUCCGACCAGGAGGGCUACCAGAGCAGCCUAGGCAGCCAGAGUGGCUCCGAGUCACCCACCAUGGAUGCUGCGCGUCGCCUACCCAUCUUCAGCUGGCUCUCUAUCUCUGACGACUAGUGAGACAGAGAGAGAAAAAGAAUGAAAGGCAGAGAGAGAGAGCACUUUCCUCCCAGUUGUCCCCACCACUCCUGACCUUGUUUACAGAUGACAGAAGGACAGAGAGGUGCAGUGUUGUUGUAGCCAUCAAGUCCAAUCAGGCAGUCCCAACCAAAUCCAACCCACCCACUCCCUCAGCCCGGAACCCUGCUCUUUCUGAAGCCACCCCUAUCGCUGUAGACUCAACUGGUCACAAGGUUCCUCACAAGGUUCCUAAGGAUGGCAACAAGUGACAAUGAAAUCAUGAUCCCGGUGUCAUGUCAUUCUGGUGCCAAACUGAAAGCAAACAAGAGGGGAAGCGUGUCAAAGGUCCAUGUAGUCUCAUACCCUCCUGUGGGUGUGUUUUUUUGUGAGAAAAUAUGUGUGUGUGUGUGUGUGUUUGUGUCAGUGUGCUCAUUAGUGCCACUGCCCUUCAUGGCCCCUUAGUUUACCUGAUCAGUAAACCAAGAGGAACCAUGGAGAAACAUCAAGUGCCUUGAAAUACCCAUUCCUCUGACACGAAUGUGUGUGUGUGUGUGUGUGUGUGUGUGUGUGUGUAUAUAUAUAUGUGUAUGGGUACAUGGACCAGCACAACACAGCUGUCCUCUUCUGGCCAUUUUGGGAAUACACGCACACGCACUAAAAAAAAACCAGACUUCUUGAUUUUCAUUUUAAAACCACCUGGAAUAUUCAUGGAGAAAAAAGUCUCCGGUGCUCCGGUGCUACGUUUGCCAACACCUCGGCAACGAUCCCUAAAGUAUGUGAUGCCUUACACUAAAAGCUAUACACUAUUCCUUUAAAAAAAAAAAAAAAAAACAUUUUUAAUUACAUUUUAAUGGGAAAGGAAAGUUGGAUGUGAAUCAAAGUCAUCAAAUCUCCACAAUCAGGACUCAUCUACACCCCUCUUGUGCAUUUAAAGACUUUUUCACACCACUGUCUGUGCGGCCCAGAAAAAAAGAAAAGAAAUCCUAUGACAUUCCUCCCUAUGUCAUCACAUAAUACUCUAAUACUAUCAGUACUAUAUUAUUAUUAUUAUUGUUGUUAUUAUUAUUAUUAUUUUGUUCAGAAGAACUUUUGGAUGCAAGGUUUUGCUUGUCACUGCUUAUUUAACUUAUCAAAAUGUAUUUAUUGCUGAUUGUAAGCAUUUUUAUUUUGUUUGUAUUUAUCUGGAUCAUGACAAUAGAAUAUAUUUUCUUUUAUGUUAAAUUAUGAUCUUCCGUAUCAAUGGUGAGAUUGACCUGCUUUUGUUUUAUUUUUUCACAGUUAAUAUAUUAUUCUGCAAUGACAUUUUGUAACUACACUUUGAUUUUAUUUUAAAGUGAAUCUUAAUUUAAAGACAGAAUGCAAUAUUUAUUCUUUCAUCCCUUGAGGCGGACAGCAGUUCGAGGUUCUUUUGUGUCAUUGUGAUACCCGCGCUAUCUAUGGUUUGCCUUGAGUGGGGCCCACCAAUCAAAACUAUGAUUGUAAAACAUCCCCCUCCAUGAGAACCAAUCAACUCCGCCCAUACUAGUUGAGCAUUUAUGAAUGUAUCUGUGUUAUACCCCUGUCCCUCUCCCUUGUAAAAGUCCAAACAAGGACUUUGCCCAGAACACUGAAUGUAGUGUGCUCUUGUAUUUAGAUAACCUUCAAGCUUCUGUAAGCUGGUCAUCCUCUCCCUGCCAUAAGCAUGAAGUUAUUAUUAAUUAGCAAGAAGAAUGAAUCAUGUCUCCUCAAACUCUGAAGUGGGUCUUGAAACAUGAAAUUUAGCAUCAGACUUUUUACUAUGAUUUUGACAGUUUAAAAACACAGUAGAACAAGUUACUGACUUUCCUUUGUAAUUUUGAUUAUGUAGUAAAUCUGGACCACCUUCCGCAGCUGUUAAGUGCCUAACAACACAUUCCAAGGGCCACUUUCAUUGUGCCUUUAUGAAUUUUGUUAUUCAGAGCUGGUAAAUAAUUCCUAGUUGAUGAGAAUAAGGUUUACAACAUUGACAUUAAAAGUAUCUGUUGAAUGUCUUCAUUCUGCAGCAGUUCACAUUGAUUAAUUACUCUUUCAUUUUUCUGUAGUGACAGAUUGCAGUUUAAGACCAAUAAAAUACAUAUUUCUAAAAAAAAAAAAAAAAUGCUCCUUAUUUUGUCUUUUUGAGAGAAAAGACUGAAUGAUGAAGCCAUGGUUGAGCAAAAACUUGCCCAGUGAGCUAAAAAUAGCUAACUGCUAGCCAUUUUAGCCUUUAGCUGUAAGUGCACUUGUAGCACUAGCGACGCAAACCAUGGCUGUUGUGACACCACAAGGGGACAGAAAAUACCGGACAGUGAGACCUGUGAACCUCGUCAUUUUUUUAAGAAGGUAAAAUCUGUCCACGUAUACACCAAGAUUGGUUUCUACGUGGAUGUAGGAUAACUGAAGAAGGAUUUUCAGUCCAGCAGCAGCAGCAGCAGCUGUGUUGCUGACAUCAUGAGCAAACAACUGGGCCAGUGAUUCCACUGCAUAUUUUGACUCUCCCUGUGGCAACAGUCGGCCUUCCCAGACGAGCUGUGGACUCCCCGGAUCUGCGCUGGGUGUUAAGGUCACGCAAACCCCUGAUGAAACACGCCAAGAGCCAGCACUUAGAAGAGUUUUCCAGGAAAGCAAGGCCAGGAAGGUCUGACUGGGCCCGAUGGUGCAUCUCAGUGUUGAAGCAGCAGGGUGCGAGCUUAUUAACUCCUGUUCCCCCCUCGCAGAUGGUGCUCUAAUGGACUGUGUGUCAGUGUCGAGUGCUUUAGCGCGUACGCCUGCAACACGAGUGUUUGACUUCCCCGUGUUUGUUGUACGCUCACAUGAACCCAAGAGGUCAGGGCAAGAGGUUGGUUGCCAUAGUAACGGUCAGGUGAGGUUCGGACUCAUUUAGUCUGGCCCUGCUGCUGAUGGACUGAAGGGCGGUGGUGCGGGGGUAGUUUUCUUUCCUCACUUCCCUCCAGGCCAGGAUUCAUCCCCCUUUUAUUCUCUUCACAAGGAGGAUUGAUUCUUCAGAUAAACACUCACUGACUGUGAGGAGGGCUCAGCCGAAGGGGAGAAGUAAAUGCAAGUGCUGUCCUCUGUUUCACCUUUAUGACCACCACAUGAAACACAUGACGAAACACCAGGCCAUGGACACUAACGUGCAUCAUAAACCCUAACACUGCACUAGCACAGACACUGAUAUUAUAAACACUACAGUUGAUAUAAAUCACUGUCCACAAACACUGUAGUCAUCAUAAACAUAAUGGCAUUGCAAACACUUAAGUAAUCACAUGCACAGGAGUUAGCAUAAACCCUGCAGUCAUCACAAACUGUAUUGUUUAAAAAAAAAAUGUCAAUGACAUUUACAUAGUACAAAGGCCCCGCUAAUGGACUUAAGGUUUACUACAUUUAACUGUUUACAUGAGCUGUGCAAACAAACAACUCAUUCAUGGUCAUGACUACACCUAUCUGAGCUUAUCAAAGUUGACUUCAGCAUCAAGUGUUGUAGGAAAUACUGCAAAAUGGAAAAUUCUAUGAAAUGUUUUCUAUCGUAAUUUGUAUUUAUAACAACCACAGUAAAAAACAGUUGAUUGAAAAGCUGUCCAUCUACAGAGGCUACUACAGCGAGUGUGUAGUCAGGCAAGCUUAUGAAUGAACAAAAAUAAAUAUAUUCUCUCAUUUUG
Clupea harengus (Atlantic herring) is the source of this 4768-nucleotide messenger RNA. Its product is annotated as mRNA decay activator protein ZFP36L1-like. Gene Ontology annotation, molecular function: metal ion binding; mRNA binding. Lineage: Eukaryota; Metazoa; Chordata; Actinopteri; Clupeiformes; Clupeidae. The record is from RefSeq and is a predicted model, not a curated record.